Molecule: messenger RNA, 1077 nt
Organism: Exophiala spinifera
Lineage: Eukaryota; Fungi; Ascomycota; Eurotiomycetes; Chaetothyriales; Herpotrichiellaceae
Exons: 1
Coding region: 1-1077 (358 amino acids)
Molecular function (GO): tRNA (cytidine-N3)-methyltransferase activity
Source: RefSeq, a predicted model, not a curated record
AUGGCGCCAGACAGAGGCAUGGAAACCAUUGUGGACGCUGAUCCUGGAGACGCCCAGGCGAACAAUGUCUUACUGGAGGCCGAGACGAGUUCAACGAAGACUUCCUCCGACAAAGACCUCGGCGCAGGCCCUGAAGGCUCAACUAUCCCUCCGCAUCUUUCCCAUGACCCUGCUACGAGCGCAAAGCGGACAGAUCCAUUCCAGUUCGGUCAGCGUUACUUGUCAGAAUCCGCAGAUGUCUUUGAAUACAAUGCCUGGGACCAUGUAGUCCCCGACGAAGCACAUCAUGAAUAUUGCGAAUCUCAAUAUGCAGCCCAACGAGCCGCUCCAGUCUCUGACUUUGACCGUACGCGCUUUAAUGAGCACCCAGAAAAAUGGUGGGAUCUGUUCUACAAGCAAAAGACAAGCACAUUUUUCAAGGACCGAAAAUGGUUGGCGCAGGAGUUCCCGGUUCUGAACGACGUUACCAGAAAAGACGCUGGGAAGAAAAUCAUCCUCGAAGUUGGUGCUGGUGCUGGUAACACUGCAUUUCCCAUAUUGAGAAUGAAUGAGAACCCAGAAUUGAAGAUAUUCGCCGUGGAUUUCAGCAAAAAGGCAGUGGACACCAUGAGAGACGCAGAUGAUUACAGAAAUUGUGGCGGGGUCAUGGCAGCUGAUGUUUGGGAUGCAGCUGGCGAACAUCUUCCUACAGGCGUUGACGAGGGCAGCGUCGAUAUAGUCAUCAUGAUAUUUAUCUUCUCCGCCCUGAACCCGAAACAAUGGCAGCAGGCUGUUAGGAACAUCCAACGAAUAUUGAAACCGGGCGGUGAGGUUCUCUUUCGGGACUAUGGCAGGGGCGAUCUUGCGCAGGUCAGGUUCAAGGCUGGACGAUGGAUGGAAGAGAAUUUCUACGUCCGCGGGGAUGGAACUCGAGUUUAUUUUUUCGAGAAAGAAGAACUCGAGCAGAUCUGGGGCGACACAUUUGAUAUUCUGAAUCUCGACAUUGACCGGAGACUCAUCGUCAACCGGCAGCGCAGGAUCAAGAUGUUCCGGUGCUGGCUCCAAGGCCGUUUUCGAAGAAAGGAAGACCCUAAGUGA